AUGUAUUGCAGAGUCAUUUUCUAUGUUUUGCCACUUUUAGGUGUUCUUCAGAAUAUUUUCAAGGUGAAACUGUCUGCGUAUGCGUGCAACGAUGACAUAGAAUGCAAAGGUAACUCUCUGAACGCUUCGUCUAUAAGUAUUUGUUGUUCUGGCUUAUGCCAGUUAUGGUGGAAUUGCCGCGACGGUUGUAUUUCAGACGAUUCUUGCAGUGGCGGUAAAAUCUGCAUUCAAAAUCGGUGCCAAGAGGACGAAGUCUUUUUGGCAGCUUCCUGCGAUGCUGAUUUCGAUUGUUCCAAGAACGAGGAGUGUGAAUCUGGCCAAUGUAAGCCUGCUCCAAUACCUGUACCAACGGACGCUUCCUCCCAUCUUUCAGUUCGCUUUCACUUCGAUAUCAAUGUUGUUGUUAUAAUCUCAGCCGUUGUGGGCGGUUUGAUCUUUCUCGCUGUCGUCGGCUACGGAUCCUAUCGCUUCUUAAAACGGUACAGAAGACGACGAUUUUCACGUGGAUUGUAUUCUCAGCCCUCGCGGAACUCUUUUGAAUAUUACUUUUUGUGCAGGCAACAUUCUACACCAUGGGUUAUUUUGCCCGGAAGAACUUUAAGACCACCCCCUGAAUAUGAUUCCGUCACACUGGACAGUAACUUGGAGGUGGAAUCACCACCACCAUAUGAUCAACAUCAUGUGACUUCUUCCUCAAGGUCGUCUGAAGAGCAGGUUUGAGAUUUUUUCGCUGUAUGUUUUGUUUUAAUAUCUGUGGUGUCAAGGGGGAGUAGAAUGUGUGUCUGGUUGCAUGUAUAUUCAUUUACCGGUACACAUGACUGUUCAGUAAUAAUUGUACUCAAACAUAUUUCCCCAUUUGAGUUCUCUCUACCCAAGUUCAUGCACCAGUUUUUGUUCCUUCAUCAUAUACUAGAUGGGGCACUGUCUGUCACAUUGUCUGGUUUGUUUGUUUCAUUUUAUGUACUCUUAAGCUGGACAUCAUUAGGACUGGCCUCAAAUGUCUGUGUUAAAAAAGGUGUCUGUCUCAUGAAAGUCAAAAAAAGUUCACCAUGCUAGCUCAACCUAACACCAUUCGUCUCACAGUGUUCUCAAUAUCCACUUCAAUGUUACUCUUUUAUAACUGACAACUGUCGUGUCAACUUGUGGGAUUCAACACAAGAGUUUUUUCCUUCCCACCUCUCAACACUUCAAACGCAAAAAGACAAGGACAAAAGCAGGGAAAGCAGUGUUCCUAGAUAAAGUUUCUUAAUAUCUACCCAUGCAGCACUAUGUUGUGUGAUUACGGAGCACACACAAGGUGACUUAUGGUUGUCGCCAUGCUUACAACUGUUGAGGUCAUUUUAUGCAUGUUGUCAAACUACAUGUAUUGUUCUCAGCGAGUUAGCCUCUAUGGGACGAAAUGGUGAACAGCAAUACAGUCAACUCCCGUUAUAGCGGACACCCUCGGGACCGCGAUUUGGGGUCCGUAAUAGCGGGGUGCGGAGAAAAUUUUUAUUUUAAACCAUAUUUACAGAAGGGGGUCACAUGUGUGUUCAUUUUCAUUAACUCCAGUACCUUUUUUAGACCCGUUGUCGCAAGUGAAGAGCGUCAGAACUUUAUUUACAAACAGAACAGAACUUAACAGAACGGGAGUUACGUACCCUUUGUGUANUUUUUUGGGCAAAUCACUGUCCAAAGAUAUGUUGUUUUUGUGUCCACAGUGGAGCUCCGGACCUUAUAUAUCCAGGAACUUCCUUAUAUGAGCACAUUUUGUGAAUGCAUCUCGAAAAAAAUCGGACCUACGCAUGCACAUUUCCAGUACAACGCAAGGAAAUCAGUGUCGUUAAAGUCCGUUUUACUAUGAGGUAUUCUUCGAGAAAAUUUACUAACGACAAGGUUAUAACCACAGCUUGCAACUUUUGAAGACAAAUUGCCUGUUCUUUCCAGGUUAUGAGUGGAAACAUUUUAUUUUUAGGCAAUAAAACAUUUGAAAUCCCGCCAUUUUUUCAAACCCGGCCAGGGGAUCUGGGCGAAAAAGUUCGCGCAUGCUCAUUACGUUUUUCCGCCCUGAACUUGCCAAGUGGCCGCUCCCUCCACUAAGGUUGAGGAGAAGACUGAGGAGAGUGGGUCCGGAUAAAAUAAAAAAGAAAGCCAGCGGAACAAAGCGGAACCUCAAAGAGGAAUGUAGUUGAUGGUAGUUUACACGGCAUGUAUUGCAGAGUCAUUUUCUAUGUUUUGCCACUUUUAGGUGUUCUUCAGAAUAUUUUCAAGGUGAAACUGUCUACGUAUGCGUGCAACGAUGACAUAGAAUGCAGAGGUAACUCUCUGAACGCUUCGUCGAUAAGUAUUUGUUGUUCUAGCUUGUGCCAGCUAUGGUGGAAUUGCCGUGGCGGUUGUAUUUCAGACGAUUCUUGCAGCGGCGGUAAAAUCUGCUUUCAAAAUCGGUGCCAAGAGGACGACUUGGUUUUUCGAACUCACUGCGGUUAUGAUUUAGAUUGUUCCAAGAACGAGGAGUGUGAAUCUGGCCAAUGUAAGCCUGCACCAAUACCUGUACCAACGGACGCUUCCUCCCAUCUUUCAGUUCGCUUUCACUUCGAUAUCAAUGUUGUUGUUAUAAUCUCAGCCGUUGUGGGCGGUUUGAUCUUUCUCGCUGUCGUCGGCUACGGAUCCUAUCGCUUCUUAAAACGGUACAGAAGACGACGAUUUUCACGUGGAUUGUAUUCUCAGCCCUCGCGGAACUCUUUUGAAUCUUACUCUUUGUGCAGGCAACAUUCUACACCAAGGGUUAUUUUGCCCGGAAGAACUUUAAGACCACCCCCUGAAUAUGAUUCCAUCACACUGGACAGUAACUUGGAGGUGGAAUCACCACCACCAUAUGAUCAACAUCAUGUGACUUCUUCCUCAAGGUCGUCUGAAGAGCAGGUUUGAGAUUUUUUCGCUGUAUGUUUUGUUUUAAUAUCUGUGGUGUCAAGAGGGAGUAAAAUGUGUGUCUGGUUGCAUGUAUAUUCAUUUACCGGUACACAUGACUGUUCAAUAAUAAUUGUACUCAAACAUAUUUCCCCAUUUGAGUUCUCUCUACCCAAGUUCAUGCACCAGUUUUUGUUCCUUCAUCAUAUACUAGAUGGGGCACUGUCUGUCACAUUGUCUGGUUUGUUUGUUUCAUUAAUUUUAUGUACUCUUGAGCUGGACAUCAUUAGGACUGGCCUCAAAUGUCUGUGUUAAAAAAGGUGUCUGUCUCAUGAAAGUCAAAAAAAGUUCACCAUGCUAGCUCAACCUAACACCAUUCGUCUCACAGUGUUCUCAAUAUCCACUUCAAUGUUACUCUUUUAAAACUGACAACUGUCGUGUCAACUUGUGGUAUUGAACACAAGAGUUUUUUCCUUCCCACCUCUCAACACUUCAAAUGCAAAAAGACAAGGACAAAAGCAGGAAAAGCAGUGUUCCUAGAUAAAGUUUCUUAAUAUCUACCCAUGCAGCACUAUGUUGUGUGAUUACGGAGCACACACAAGGUGACUUAGGUUGUCGCCAUGCUUACAACUGUUGAGGUCAUUUUAUGCAUGUUGUCAAACUACAUGUAUUGUUCUCAGUGAGUUAGCCUCUAUGGGACGAAAUGGUGAACAGCAAUAAUAAUUAUAAUAAUGGCAUUAAUUCAGGGUAGUGUGUAUGUAUUUUCAAUGAAUUGCUUUUAAAAACCCUGUUUUUUAUAAUGGUAAAAAUAAUGAUUGCAGAAAUAAAAUGUAAGGUAAUUUGACAGUAUCAACAAACAAGGUUCAAAGAUCAUGAAUUUUGUGAUGAAAGUGAAGUAUAACCUUCUUUCAUUAGCCUUCAUUGUUGAUUCUGUAAGCUGUAAAAUAAUAGAUUACAGAACAGAAUCGCCAACCACCUGCCACUUCCCUUUAAGGAAGCAUUGUUGAAAUAAUAUUUUUUUUGUUUUCUUUUUUCUCACAUUGGGGACAUAAAAUAUAUGUUUCAAUCUUUUGGACCAAAAGUUGGGGUGUAUUUUACCAAGUCAGAGCUAGAGCAAUGUUAUAAAUCUUGGUCUGCCCCUCAUUGGUGAAUAAUAUUUCUAUUUUGUAUUAUUUUACUUGCCUUAUUGUAUUUGUACACACUGUUGUACACACUGUUGUUAAUUUUUCUCUAAGCUUAUGCUCUCAUUCACUCAGUAUCAUUUAAUGCUGUUGGUCCCAAGCUGAUAAAGAAGUUCAGAAAAAAAAUUGUUGCAGCCGCAAACAAAUUGUUUUUUAUUUUCUGAGUUGCACUGCAUAUUUUUAUAAUGAACUGCAGUCUACAUACAUUAUGUAGGUUCUGAUGACAAAAAAGGCUCAGUGGACUGUAAUAGUAAUUGACUACAGAGCAUACAUUAAGUUUGACACCUAAAAAAGCAAGACCAGUGCGUCAACAUUGAUCAAGGCUGUUCCAUAGUUAAUCAUUGUCAUGAAACGAGGUGACACUAAAGACCUACAAAAUUGCUAGGUAAUUUGUUUUCAAAAUGAAUGUCUUUGAAAAUUGUUUUUAUCAGGACAAUAAUAUGCAGCCCAAAGGUUAUUAAUAGUUAAUUUUUCUGUGCAGCCCAAGGUAUAUGUAAGAAGUAUUGUUGUUUUGUAUUUCUUACAAGUUCUUGAUUUUUAGUACAGUACAGCGAAGUGACUUGUAGUUACAUCUGUACUUCAUGACUGUAGGCUAUUUUACCAGUUCUCUGUGAACUGAUUACAUACGUGUACAGCUGUAUUUUGUAUUUACCCUGCAAAGAACAGAAGACUGUAUGAGUUAAUUAAGGUGGCGCCGUGUACUCUCUGCUGGCGGUAUAUUACCAGGUCACUCUCAGAGGUGAUUCAUCAACAGAGAUGUGUACUGUAGUUCAGUGUAAUCUUCUGCGGACAAAAUCCAAAGGUGUUAUGGUUCAAAUUUCUCUUCAAUGUUGCCUUCAGUUUUAAUUUAGUGGGUAUUUAUUUUGCAAAACAAUGUUUGUGAAGUUUUUAAUAUUUUGCAUUUGGUGGUUAUGAUUAUUGAAAUAGUUUUAUCCAUGCAAUUCUUCUCUAAACAAAACAACAGUUCAGUUUUUAUGUUGGGGUUGGCGGGUAAGAAAAGUGUUUCUUCCUUUUUUACCCCGAUACACCUUUGUGAGUGGACACCCUCGCGACGCGAAAUGCGUGAAAUCAAUGUGGAAAUACAGACUUUGAAUGGAAGUUAAGAAAAACAGGGUUUUGUGAAGGUGGCCGUUAGUAGAGCUGUGUGCUUACAAAUGUAUGAGUGUCCAUUAGGAGAGUUUCCACUAUAUCAACACACAUAAUUAUUCUUUUUCCUAUUUUUCUAAUACAAAUGAUAGGGAAAAUAAUUUUCAACAAUUAUUGUUAAUUGUCAAAGGUAAUAAUGAAAGAUCAUACAUGUAUUUAUUUUCUUGUUUUAAAUGCAAUGUCUUUGUUGAUUGCUAUUUGGGCCGUAGAAGGUAGAAGAAACAACAGUGAAAUAAUUCUAAAAUUUAAAACUAUUUUUAUUAAGACUUAGCGGUGAUAUUGUCUAGUUCAACAUAAUUAUUGUAAAUCCUAGUGUGGAAAUGAUAGCUUCAUUUAAAAUGAUCAUCUGGAAGUGUCCCCAUUUAUAGGCACUUUGGUAAGAUUCAAAUGCUUAACACCGGAAUAAAUUAUUGGUUUGCUAAAAAGGGGUGAUGACCAACCUUCAUAUUUCCAGUCAAACUGAAAAACUGGAAACACGUAAAAUAUUUGAGGAAUGUUUUUUGUGUUAUGGCCAUGAAUCAGAGCAGCAUGUGAGCUAGCCAUGAAAACACAAUGUAAUUCAGGUUGUUGCUUGUGCUUUACUGUCUUCCCACCUGAUUAGCUUCUGAUUCUUGCAAUUCAAUAACACUCCAGAAGUAUUUCUGGUUUUCAUGUUUUACCUUUUUGAGUGUAAAUGUACAUGUACGUGUAGAAAUUAGCUCUUCCUUGAAGAUUGCUGCUGACCCAUAACCCUUUUAAAGAACACUGUCAAGGAACUGUUCCAGAGAAACUCAAACAAUAUUUGUAAGGUGGCAUAGAUAUGCACUGUUGUUCACUUAACUUUGAUGCCCAGUGUUUGGUGUUGUUUAAAAUGCUACAGGUAGUGUUAGUUAGUGGAUUUUAUCCUUUUUUUAUUUGUUUGGUUUAGUUCGAAGAAUGUCCUUAAUAUAACGUCUUCUUUUUUUAGGUGUAG
Messenger RNA from Porites evermanni, 6165 nucleotides. The record is from the annotation of a GenBank genome assembly. Lineage: Eukaryota; Metazoa; Cnidaria; Anthozoa; Scleractinia; Poritidae.